GUUUUUCCUAAGCAAAAGUUUCCUCGCUCGCGGUGGCAUGCCUCCGCCAUGUAUGCGCCAAUCCGAGUGCAGCCUGAAACCAAGUAUGAGGCGGAGGUGGUGGUCUUGGUCACGUCCCUCGGGGCGAAGCGCACCGAGUUCAACGCCGGGAAGCGUGCCAGGGACCUAUUGGAGAUCAAGGGCGCCCACCACAAGAUCAUCGACUUCAAUCGGGACGCUCGUCAAGCUGGUACAGGUGAUGCCGAAAACAAGGCGAUCGCAAAGCUAAACGACGACGGCAAAUUGAAGAGCGGCGCGAACAACGACUUGAUCCUACCCCAGGUCUUUAUCGAUGGGCAGUACGUGGGCAACGGUACCGACCUGCAGGGCCUUGAGGAUGAUGGACUCCUCGAGAACAUCCUCAUGCGCAGAGCCUGCAUGUGCUGCAACUCCUCGAGGCGGACACCUGACAUGACGCAGUGCCCCGCCUGCUGGGUGAAGUUCGAGGAGAUCCUGCCGGGCGAGAUGACCAUCUCACAAGCUCUUCAGGAGUUCCAUGAGCUUGCACUGGACGAGUAUGAUGAAGACGAAGACGACGAUGACGACGAAGGGGACGAGGAUAUGAUGCUGCCAGCCGUCACGGGCAUGGCCACCGAGUUCCCAGAGGAACGCGGUGCCCACCGGGAAGGCUAUGGCGAGCUACCAGUGGACGCAGCCCUUCUGCGUUCGGCCGCCUUCCAGCCGGGUGAGCAGGUACAAUACUGGAGCGACUCCAAGAAUCGCUACGUGGAUGCGGUCGUGGACAACAUUCGGCUAAAAGAAGGAAAGAUUGUGUACGACCUGAACUGCAAGCGCGGCGCUCACGCGGACAAGAUCAGGGGCUACGACCCCGCCAGCGAAUGAAAUGCUAAAUUCAGGGCCUUGGGAAACGGGGGUACC
Molecule: messenger RNA, 918 nt
Organism: Effrenium voratum
Lineage: Eukaryota; Dinophyceae; Suessiales; Symbiodiniaceae
Source: the annotation of a GenBank genome assembly